CGAUAACAGAUUCAAAGUCCCAAAAAUUUCCAGAACUUCAGCGUCGCGUAUCGUGAUUUUACCAUCCCACCAUACCCAAUUUCUCCAACACCACAGUACACCAUGGACGGCCUCAAGAAACGGAAGGCCACUGGUCAAAAUGUGGAUGCACCUGCAAAUAAGAAGGCAAAAUCUCACAAAUCUGUACAAAAAUCCACGAAAAAGACCCAAGCAAGGAAGCUUAUGAGCGCCGAUUCACUACAAUGGCGCAAAGCAAAACUCCCCGACAUGUUUGACGAUGCCGAGGGAUUCUAUGGCUUAGAGGAAGUUGACGACGUCGAGAUCAUCCGAAAUAGUGAUAAUACAAUUCAAUUCCGGACAGCUGUUGCCUCGGAUGCUGAAGACGGCGAAGAGGCCAAGGAUGACGAGCCACUCAAUGAAGAAGACAACGAUGACGACGACGAGUUCGAAGGAUUUGAUGAUGAGCCUAUUACAAAUGCCACUUCACAAAAUGAACCACCCAACCUACCCACAAAUGCCGUCGAAGGUGUAGAGACAGAGAAAAGGGAUGCCGUUGAUACCCAAGAAAAAACGAAGAAAAAGCAGAAGCAGAAGGAGAAGAAGAAAGUUUCAAAUGAAAAAGAGGAUAAAGAGCUUGAGUCUAAUGUCUUUGCCGGGAUGAAUGAUGUAGAAGAAACGCAGGACGAGGUAGAUGUGUCGGCCUGGGUGUCAUUAGGCCUAUCCCCCAAAAUCCUUGGGUCAUUAGCGAAGUUGAAGUUCUCGAAGCCUACAUCCAUCCAGGAAGCCGCGAUACCACAGAUUCUAGCCGGUCACGAUGUCAUCGGUAAAGCAUCGACAGGUUCAGGAAAGACUUUGGCAUUCGGUAUUCCAAUCGUUGAGAAAUGGCUAGAUUUAUCCGAGGAGGGAGGAAACAACGCUUCUGAAGCGACCUCCAAGAUUCCACUGGCUUUGGUUCUCUCACCAACAAGAGAACUUGCGCACCAACUUACUGACCACAUCAAGAAUUUAUGUGCUGGUUUACCGACUUCUCCUUACGUAUGCUCUGUUACUGGCGGUCUAUCCGUCUACAAGCAACAGCGUCAAUUAAUUAAGGCAGACAUUGUUAUUGGAACGCCUGGGCGAUUGUGGGAGGUCUUAAGUUCUAGCUCAGAACUGAUGAAAAGUUUUAAGGGAAUUCAAUAUUUGGUGGUUGAUGAAGCCGACAGACUUCUGACAGAGGGCCAUUUCAAGGAAGCAGCGGAGAUCUUCAAUGCCUUAGAUCGGGUUGAAACAGAGGAAGACGAAGAUGAUGAAGGGGAUGCGACGCCUUCGCCAAGACAGACCCUUGUAUUUUCAGCCACCUUUCACAAAGGUUUACAACAAAAACUCGCUGGCAAGGGGCGUUAUGACUUGAUGAGCCAGCAAGAUUCCAUGGAAUAUUUACUGAAGAAGUUGAAUUUCCGGGAAGAAAAGCCAAGGUUUAUUGACGUAAAUCCGGUAUCCCAAAUGGCGGAAGGGCUUAAAGAAGGCUUAGUAGAAUGUGGAGCCAUGGAAAAGGACCUUUACCUUUAUGCACUUUUGCUACUCUAUCCAAAUGUACGGACCCUUGUUUUUACCAACUCUAUCAGUUCGGUCCGAAGAUUGGCUCCUAUGCUUCAAAAUAUGAAUCUGCCGACCCAUCCAUUACACUCACAAAUGCCACAAAAGGCCCGUUUGCGUUCUGUUGAGCGAUUUACUAGUGCAAAACAAGGCCAAGCAUCAAUCCUCGUCGCAACAGAUGUCGCCGCACGAGGCCUGGAUAUUCCGGAUGUAGAUUUGGUAGUCCAUUAUCACGUACCCCGCGCGGCGGAUGUAUACGUGCACAGGUCCGGACGUACCGCGCGAGCAGACAAAACGGGCCUGAGCAUACUGCUUUGCGCACCCGAUGAGGUCAUUCCGACUCGGCGACUUAUUUCUAAGGUACACUUGAGUAGUGGUAAGGUCAAGAAGAACUUCUUCGUACAGACGUUAGAUAUGGACCGAAAAUUAGUCAAUCGCCUAAAGCCCCGUGUUACCAUAGCGAAGAAAAUUGCCGACGCGGGGCUCGCUAAAGAGAAAGGGAGUAAAGAAGACGACUGGAUGCGAAACGCGGCGGAAGAGCUCGGUGUAGAGUACGAUAGUGACGAGAUGCAAAAGGCCGGAAAGUGGGGAGGGCGCGGAGGUGGUCGCAAGGAAAAGCAGGAACAGGCGAGAGCUAUGACAAAGGCCGAGCUAGGUGCCCUGCGCGCCGAGCUAAGAGAACUCCUCUCGAAAAGAGUUAAUGCCGGUGUUAGCGAGAAAUACAUCGCUACAGGUUUGGUGGAUAUGGACGAGCUUCUGCGGGGUGCGAAAGGCGAAUUCCUGGGCAAAGUUGAGGGCCCUGAUCUCGAAACUUUGUAGCCGACCAAUAUCCUGGGCUAUGGGGCUUCAUAUGCUCCUCUAAAAACAAUUAAAAGAUGUUAAGACGCCGGCAUCUUGCCAUGGAUGCUGAAUAUAACGUCAGCAGUAGGACAUCGUGCCGUACCUAACUCCCGUUAGCUAGGUAUGGGGUAGUUACUAUCGUCUUACACAGAGAUAGAUCACACGAUGCGACCAAGUAUUACCCAAUGAGCUGGUGUUCGACG
This is a messenger RNA of Annulohypoxylon maeteangense, 2621 nucleotides long. RefSeq names its product ATP-dependent RNA helicase MAK5. Gene Ontology annotation, cellular component: nucleolus. Gene Ontology annotation, molecular function: ATP binding; RNA helicase activity; nucleic acid binding. NCBI's taxonomy places the organism in Eukaryota, Fungi, Ascomycota, Sordariomycetes, Xylariales, Hypoxylaceae. The record is from RefSeq and is a predicted model, not a curated record. The transcript is spliced from 3 exons. Bases 103 to 2397 code for a protein of 764 amino acids.